Rhododendron vialii is the source of this 1298-nucleotide messenger RNA. Its product is annotated as cytokinin riboside 5'-monophosphate phosphoribohydrolase LOG8-like. The record is from RefSeq and is a predicted model, not a curated record. The coding region runs from base 852 to 1106 and encodes 84 amino acids. Gene Ontology annotation, cellular component: nucleus; cytosol. Gene Ontology annotation, molecular function: hydrolase activity, hydrolyzing N-glycosyl compounds. The transcript is spliced from 5 exons. NCBI's taxonomy places the organism in Eukaryota, Viridiplantae, Streptophyta, Magnoliopsida, Ericales, Ericaceae. Gene Ontology annotation, biological process: cytokinin biosynthetic process.
AGAAUAAAAGAAACUCCUCACGAUCUAGGGUUCCCGGUUCCCUCCUCUUCGUCGGUUCGCCUCCUCUCGAUCUGCAGCUCCUUCCUCUUGAUGAAUAUGUAGCCCGUAAUGAUUUGGUCCUUGCCCUACCAGAUAGGAUCGAAGCCAUACCAGAUGGGACUGCAGCUACACCCAAACAAACCAGUGGCUGGUCAGGUUCAGCUUCUUGUGCAGAAAUCAAGUUUGAUUCAGGUGAUUAGUUGACUUAGUCUUCCUACAACCUGAUUUUUUAUACAAUAAAUUUUUUUUUUUGCUCGGAGACUCUUACUUUUGUGGUUAAAUUAAAAGUUGUUGGUUCAUUUGGAUCAUAGAUAGACAGAUGGACGGUUUGACAAUGAGUACUUCCAGCAAGCAGAAGAGUCCAGCCAACUGAUUAUUGUGUCUUGAUGGAUUUUGUAUGGAUUAAUUAGGGUCUGUUGUUCAUGUUUUAGCAUAUGACUCAACUCUUAAAUGCUCAACGUGUGCAGGGUCAUUCCUAAAGCGUCCCUCUUGAGGUAUCAAUAAUGUUCUGAUCUGUAACUUUGUUUCCAAUGUUAGUAUGUCUCAAGUAAAUGAUGUUAUUUCCUCAUUGAUAGAAUUGGAGUUGUUAUUAUGAUCGCAUUAUUUUUUCGAUCAAAAGGUGGUCAUGAAGCUACUCUCAUAUGAGGUUAAUUUGAUUCUUGGUGAUAUUCUCAACUUUGAUUGUUUCUAUUAGUUGCUUGUUGGGUGGUCUAAUUCUUCAAAAGAAUGACUUAAAAAAUACUUUCCAGGGUACCUUUUAAUUGUUGUCCUAGUUCUCCAUCCGAUGGAAGUGCUUCAUUAGCCCUUGUUGCAUGAGAGUACGUAAAGCUGAAAUGGCUAGAGAAGCUGAUGCUUUUAUUGCUCAUCCGGGUGGAUAUGGAACUGUGGAAGAGGUUCUAGAGAUGAUAACAUGGUCACAACUUGGAAUUCGUAAGGAACUGAUUCGUCUGCUAAAUGUUGAUGGGUACUACCACUCUUUGCUUGCAUUAUUUGACAAUGGUGUUGAAGAAGGUUUCAUCAAGCCAAAUGCUCGACACAUCAUCCUUUUCGCGUCAACUGCACAAUAAAGAUGGAGGUUAUUUGAUGACAUUGAAAGACAUCUUUCUACCGUGAUGAAGGGAACUUCUUUUUCCUAUUAUGUUUGUGAUUGGUUGCAAAAUAUUCCACUGAUGUGGAUGAGACAAUGUAAUAUAAAUUGUUAGAAAUUUAUGCAUUUCAUAGUUUUGAUGGAUUAGUAAUGAAUUUAGAAGCUUUAGAUA